This is a messenger RNA of Brassica napus (rape), 1488 nucleotides long. Its product is annotated as WAT1-related protein At5g40210. Gene Ontology annotation, cellular component: plasma membrane. The record is from RefSeq and is a predicted model, not a curated record. The coding region runs from base 137 to 1228 and encodes 363 amino acids. The transcript has 6 exons. Lineage: Eukaryota; Viridiplantae; Streptophyta; Magnoliopsida; Brassicales; Brassicaceae. Gene Ontology annotation, molecular function: transmembrane transporter activity.
GAAGGUCUUAUUUUCCUAAUAAAAUAGUUUUAAGUUUGAGAAGUACAAGAUAAUAACAUUGGUCAAACACCUCACAAACAGAGUUUCAGAUUCAGACAGAUCUUCAAAGUACCAAAAGGAAGAGAAUCAUACAAAGAUGGCUGGGAGAUUCUGUCAGAGAGACGGCUGGAUCAUGACGGCGAUGGUGGCGGUUGUGGUCUCCGACGUCGGAAUGAAUACUCUGUUCAAAGCGGCGAGCUCAAAGGGAAUGAGCUCAUACGUCUUCCUCGUAUAUUCUUAUGGAAUCGGAGCUCUUCUUCUCCUUCCUUCUCCUUUCCUCGCCCACAGGUCAAGAUCUCUACCACCUUUAAAGUUCUCAGUACUCUGUAAAAUGGGACUUCUUGGUCUACUUGGAUGUGUGUAUUUGAUGUUAGGUUACACAGGAAUCAAAUAUAGCUCUCCUACUUUGGCUUCAGCUAUGAGUAAUCUUACUCCUGCUUUCACCUUCAUCUUCGCUCUUCUCUUCGGAAUGGAGAAGGUAUCUAUAAAGAAAAAUAGCAGCUUCGCCAAAGUGGUGGGCACACUAGUUUCUAUAGUAGGUGCACUUGUAGUCACUCUCUACCAUGGCCCAAUCAUCUUCGCCGCAUCUCAGCCGUCCGUUUAUCUUCCUCAGCCUCUCUCGCCGCCUCCAUCCCCACCGUCAAAUUCUAAUUGGGUCACCGGCGGAUGUCUCCUAGCCCUUGAAUACACUCUCAUCGCCAUCUCGUACAUCAUACAGACACAUAUUAUGAGGGAAUAUCCAUCGGAGUUUGCCUUGGCACUUUCCCACAAUAUUUGCGUUUCAGUCUCUUGUGCGUCUGUUAGUCUUUUCGUAGAGAAAAACAAUCCAAGCGCGUGGAUUAUGAGAUCGAGUAUAAUGUUGAUAUGCAUCGUUGCAACGGGGAUGGUAAACUCUACGGGCUAUGUUGUGGAGUCGUGGACGGUGCGACAUAAGGGACCAUUGUUCCUAGCAAUGUUCAGGCCGUUAGCUAUAUUAACAGCGGUUGUAUUAGGCGCGAUUUUUCUAGGCGACUCCCUCUAUCUGGGAAGUGUGAUUGGUGGAACAUUGAUAUCGAUAGGUUUUUACACUGUUAUGUGGGGAAAAGCAAAGGAAGAGAAGUCCGAUAUCGAUACCCAUCAUGCUGCUUCAUCGUCACAUUCCAAGAGAGUUCCACUUUUGAUGAAUUACGCGGCUGAGAAGCAAGUGUAGUAACAUCUCUUGUUUGUUCAGCAACAGUUUCAUUUUCAGGGUUUCGGGUGUCUAUAAUUCAUGUAUUCAGAUGGUCCUGAGUCCGGAACAAUCUACUGGCGGAACCAGGACCAACUGUAAAGCAAUUAGGAUCAUGGGGUUGGUUUAUAUAUAUAAAACGCAAGCGACAUUAAGUAGAAUUGCAAGUAUCUAAUUGUUUUUAGUUCAACCAGUAGAAAUGUCUCUAGAUUUCAAAGGAAACUACGUUGGUUUUUUCAUCA